Piliocolobus tephrosceles (Ugandan red Colobus) is the source of this 1700-nucleotide messenger RNA. It is a transcript of the gene GPR143, whose product is annotated as G protein-coupled receptor 143. Bases 142 to 1365 code for a protein of 407 amino acids. Gene Ontology annotation, biological process: G protein-coupled receptor signaling pathway; melanosome organization; regulation of calcium-mediated signaling. The transcript has 9 exons. Gene Ontology annotation, cellular component: melanosome membrane; plasma membrane. Gene Ontology annotation, molecular function: dopamine binding; L-tyrosine binding; L-DOPA binding. NCBI's taxonomy places the organism in Eukaryota, Metazoa, Chordata, Mammalia, Primates, Cercopithecidae. The record is from RefSeq and is a predicted model, not a curated record.
CCUGGCUCUACUGCAGGCGCUGGGGGUUGGGGUGGGGGAGAGGCCCAGGGCACAUGAUGCCGCCCCCAGCCCGCCCAGCACAUGACCCAGGCAGGCCGGCGGGGUCCUGGCACACCCGAGCCGCGUCAGUGAGCACAGCCCAUGGCCUCCCCGCGCCUAGGGACCUUCUGCUGCCCCACACGGGAUGCGGCCACGCAACUCGUGCUGAGCUUCCAGCCGCGGGCCUUCCACGCGCUCUGCCUGGGCAGCGGCGCGCUCCGCUUGGCGCUGGGCCUUCUGCAGCUGCUGCCCGGCCGCCGGCCCGCGGGCCCCGGGUCCCCCGCGACGUCCCCACCGGCCUCGGUCCGCAUCCUGCGCGCUGCCACUGCCUGCGACCUUCUAGGCUGCCUGGGUGUUGUGAUCCGGUCCACCGUGUGGUUAGGAUUCCCAGAUUUUGUUGACAGCAUCUCAGAUGUGAACCGCACGGAAAUUUGGCCUGCUGCUUUCUGCGUGGGGAGUGCGAUGUGGAUCCAGCUGUUGUACAGUGCCUGCUUCUGGUGGCUGUUUUGCUAUGCGGUGGAUGCUUAUCUGGUGAUCCGGAGAUCGGCAGGACUGAGCACCAUCCUGCUGUAUCACAUCAUGGCAUGGGGCCUGGCUACCCUGCUCUGUGUGGAGGGAGCCGCCGUGCUCUACUACCCUUCCGUGUCCAGGUGUGAGCGGGGUCUGGACCAUGCCAUCCCCCACUAUGUCACCAUGUACCUGCCCCUGCUGCUGGUUCUCAUGGCCAACCCCAUCCUGUUCCAAAAGACAGUGACUGCAGUGGCCUCUUUACUUAAAGGAAGACAAGGCAUUUACACGGAGAACGAGAGAAGGAUGGGAGCCGUGAUCAAGAUCCGAUUUUUCAAGAUAAUGCUGGUUUUAAUUAUUUGUUGGUUGUCGAAUAUCAUCAAUGAAAGCCUUUUAUUCUAUCUUGAGAUGCAAACAGAUAUCAAUGGAGGUUCUUUGAAACCUGUCAGAACUGCAGCCAAGACCACAUGGUUUAUUAUGGGAAUCCUGAAUCCAGCCCAGGGAUUUCUCUUGUCUUUGGCCUUCUAUGGCUGGACAGGAUGUAGCCUGGGUUUUCAGUCUCCCAGGAAGGAGAUCCAGUGGGAAUCACUGACCACCUCGGCUGCUGAUGGGGCUCACCCAUCCCCGCUGGAUUCCCAGGUGCCUCAGGAAAACUCUGCUUCCAGGAAGGUGUCUCGAGUGGGUGGGCAGACUUCUGAUGAAGCCCUGAGCAUGCUUUCUGAAGGUUCUGAUGCCAGUACAAUUGAAAUUCACACUGCAAGUGAAUCCUGCAACAAAAAUGAGGCUGACCCUGCUCUCCCAACCCAUGGAGACCUAUGAAGGGGAUGUGCUGGGGGAUCCAGACCCCAUAUUCCUCAGACUCUACAAUUCUUGUUCUUUAGAACUGUGUUCUCACCUUCCCAUCACUGCACUGCCGAAGUGUAGCAGCCCCCAAACCUUGCUUUCAUCACUAGUUAGAGCUUCUUCCCGAAGAGCCUUUAGGAUAGGAGAAAUGAUUCAUGCACAUGCGUGUGGGAAUGGAAGAGCCCCCUCCAGACCACUCUACAGCUUCUCUACCCUCUUAGUUGCCACUAGGAAGUUUUCUGAGGCUGGCUGUAAAGUAAGUGUAAGGUCCAAGUCCUUGGGAAAGUAGUUAAAUAAAAUAGUUAUGACUG